UGUGAAAUGGUGACUAUGGAAACUAACAGGGAAUAUAUGAAGGAUGAUUUUACCUCAGCAGCUGAAGAGUCGCUGGUGUUUAUUGAUGAUGAUGCAGAUGAUUUAGGUGACUGUCAACAAGACAGUUACAGUGAGGCAUUAUGUCGAAAAAAAUGUGUUGUUCGGCUGGAUGGAGCCAGAUACACAAUCGUGGCCAAUCCACCCGAAAAGUCAAAAGACGACAGCAAUCUCACUUCUCGCAAUGGACAGUUAGCUCAUGAGAACCUAGAAAAAGGCACUGGGUCCUUGACAGUUCUGCGGAGAUCAAACUCAAAGAAUAAAGAUAUCUCUGACAGUAGGAGUCGCACUUCAAGCGUUGCAAGUGUAGAGAGUGAUUCAUACGCGAGUGUUGACCUCGGCACGGACCGGCUUCCACCAGUUGAUGUUCCAGAAGCCUCUCAUGUUUGCUCAUUAAGAUUAAAACACAUUGUUCGAAAGUUACAGAAGGAAGAAGUCUCAAAGGAAGAUUUAUUGAAGAACCUCGAAUAUGCAGCACAAGUGUUAGAAACUGUUUAUAUUGAUGAAACUAGAUGCAGAGAGUGUUCGAGUGAUGUUUUAUGCAAGUGUAAACAAAAACUGAAUGACGCCAGACGCCUUUGUGAUGAAGAAGAUGAGCUCAGCGAGGUUGAGCCUGAUGCUGUCCCAACAGAAGUGCGGGAUUGGUUAGCUCUAACAUUUACACGCUCUAUGAGCAACAUCAAACGGCGCGGGGAUGACAAACCUAAAUUUCGAAGUGUGGCGAAUGCAAUUAGGGCCGGCAUUAUGGUGGACAGAAUUUACCGCAGACUUUCCAGUUCUACGGGUUUAAAUGUUCCACCACAUGUUCUUCUUAUAUUAAAGCAACUUGACGACUGGUCUUUCAACGUGUUCUCUGUAAAUAGUGCCUCAGAUGGACAUGCUCUUAAAUAUGUCGGAUAUGAACUUUUGCAAAAAUAUGACUUGAUAACCAAGUUCAAAAUAAAUAAUAGUGUGCUGGACAGCUUUCUGUUAGCGCUGGAAACGGGUUAUAGCAAGUACAAAAAUCCGUACCACAACUUAGUGCACGGUGGAGACGUCGCACAGACUGUACAUACCAUACUCUCUCAAAGUAAACUUGUAAAUUGGUUAACAGAUCUUGAAGUGUUUGCAACUAUAGUGGCAGCUUUAAUACAUGACUAUGAACACACAGGGACUACAAACAACUUCCACAUACAGACCUCAUCUGAGGUGGCACUAUUGUACAAUGAUAGGGCUGUGUUGGAGAACCACCACAUCAGUGCAGGCUUUCAGAUCAUGAGAGCAGAGGAGAGUAAUAUCCUCUCAAACCUUAGUAAAGAAGAAUACAGAGAGUUCCGAAAUUUAGUAAUUGACAUGGUGCUAGCAACGGACAUGUCCUACCACUUCCAGCAAAUAAAAAACAUGAAAAAUCUCCUCAGUAUGCCAGAAAAUUCACUCAACCCCUCACAAAUGAGGGUUAGAGCCCCAUUCGGGGUGUUGAAUUCUUCAUGUGAGGUGGUUCUACACAGGAGACCGCCCAAGAUGAAAUAA
Molecule: messenger RNA, 1566 nt
Organism: Mercenaria mercenaria
Lineage: Eukaryota; Metazoa; Mollusca; Bivalvia; Venerida; Veneridae
Product: dual specificity calcium/calmodulin-dependent 3',5'-cyclic nucleotide phosphodiesterase 1C-like
Exons: 13
Coding region: 7-1566 (519 amino acids)
Biological process (GO): signal transduction
Molecular function (GO): 3',5'-cyclic-nucleotide phosphodiesterase activity
Source: RefSeq, a predicted model, not a curated record